AUGGCUGUGAAUUUUAAUGACCCAGCCAGUGGCUUCUACCAAAGGGAGGUUGUAGAUUUUAUAAAUGAGCAAAUACUUCGAAAUGGAGUUAGUGCAGACAUCUAUACAAUGCAGACAAGCAAGACCUGGGGUGAAUUGGAGAAGAAGUUACAGGCCAUCCUGACUGACUCAGCAAUUCCGGAAUCCAUUAAGAAGUCUUGUGCCUGGAGUGCCCUGGCCCUGGCAGUGCGCUUGGCCAGGAAGCAGAAGAAAGAGUACACAGAAAAGGUAAUGAAGCUGCAGGAACAGGUAGAUGAACAAAAACUGUUCAUUAAUGUGCUGAUAGGAAUGGUAAAUAGACUCAGGGAUACUCAACAAAAGGAAAGGGAGAAAGCUCAGUUUCAACUACAACAAAGCCUUAUAAUCCUUCAUAGAAUAGAAGGGGAACGAAAUUUACUCAGAAGUGAGCUUCUUAAGGUAUUAAGCACUCCAUUUCAGGGGCAGGAAGUAAUGAAAGAAGAGGAGAAUGGAAAUGAGACACAGACAUUAAACAAGUUUGCAUUUGCUCAAGACAUAGGAAUUGAUUGGACUUGGGAGGAAACUGUGGGGGAAUCAGGUCAAGAGGCUGCAGCAGCCACAGCUGCUACUAUUACUGCUUCUGAUGUAGAGGGAGAAGAAAAGGAAAAUUUGAUUUCUGUUAGUGAGAAUGACCAGAAGGUAACCGUUUUUUCUUGUUCUGGUAUCUUGGAGGACUGGAGCCAGGCUAGUCCACUGCUACCUCUUAGUCUGUCUGAACCCUCCCUUAGCUCAUUCCUGCCUAGCUUCCUUCCAGCAGAAACUGCAAGGGAAACUGUGGUAGUUUCUCCUGGGAGUUAUGCUGGGUCUAGCUGGAAGGGUAAGCGACUCCAUACCAGGAAGUUUCUGCCAGAAUGGUUUAAGCCAAAGCCUGGCUCCUCUCACUCAACAAGAUGUGGCAUCAAGCGCAGAGAGGGGGAUUGGGAUUGUGAACAGUGUCAUCUGAUGAAUUUCUCAUGGCGAAAUGUGUGUUUCAAAUGUGGAAAAUUCCCGUACACAAAGGAAAGCGUAUAG
Molecule: messenger RNA, 1068 nt
Organism: Marmota flaviventris (yellow-bellied marmot)
Lineage: Eukaryota; Metazoa; Chordata; Mammalia; Rodentia; Sciuridae
Product: testis-expressed protein 13B-like
Molecular function (GO): mRNA binding
Source: RefSeq, a predicted model, not a curated record